Messenger RNA from Rhopalosiphum padi (bird cherry-oat aphid), 1083 nucleotides. RefSeq lists its product as uncharacterized. Bases 1 to 1083 code for a protein of 360 amino acids. The record is from RefSeq and is a predicted model, not a curated record. The transcript has 4 exons. NCBI's taxonomy places the organism in Eukaryota, Metazoa, Arthropoda, Insecta, Hemiptera, Aphididae.
AUGAAUUUCAUACAAGGGAGCGUUUGGAAAGAAAAACAGGAAAAACACGAUUCUCAAUGUGUAUUACCUAUAUUUUUAUUUUUUGAUGACUACGAAGUAGGUAACUCUCUUGGUAGUCAUUCUGGAGUGCACAAACUAGGUGCUGUGUGUAUUUCAAUACCUUGUUUACCACUUCAUAUACAGUCUACUCUAAAAACAAUUUUCUUAGCACUUUUAUUUCAUUCAACGGACAGACAAAAAUUUGGAGAACAAGGUAUAGAUAUUGAAAGUAAUGCUAAAUUAGUUAAUAUUAAGUUUGAAUUAGGUCUUAUCUUGGGAGAUAAUCUUGGUAUACACAGUAUUAUAGACUUCGUGGAAAGUUUUUCAGCUAACUAUCCAUGUCGAAUGUGCAAGGUUCAUAAAGAAAUAAUGAGAAAACAAAGUUAUGUAGAUGAAACACUGAUAAGGGUAGUAGAUGAUUACAAUUUCGAUUUGAUUGAAAAUAAUGUGAGUAGUAGUGAAGUUCUGAAUAAUCGAAUAAUAAGCUUUGAUUAUGGCCCAGACAAAGGAAGUAAACCCUGUGUAUUAAAUAUAGAUCAUAUUCGUAAGAAUACAAUCGGGCUUUCUGCUUCAGAAAUGAUGUUAGUUAGGUAUUUUGGUUCACUCAUAGGAGAUUUUGUUCCUCAGAAUGAACCAGUAUGGUAUCUCUAUAUAUCACUAAGAAAAAUUUUGGAUAUACUUACUUUCACAUCAUUCCAAAAAGAAUGUUCUAAAUUACUACAAAAGCUUGUUGCUGAACAUAACGAGUUAUACCUUAUAUUGAGUAAGAACAAUCUAAAACCUAAAUAUCAUUACUUGUUGCAUUACCCUACUAUGAUGUUGAAAUUUGGCACUUUGAUAAAUUUAUUAUGGUCAAUGCGCUUUGAGGCUAAACAUCGAAUAUCAAAAAUUGCGGCAAAUAUUUCAAGUAGAAAUAUAGAAUUCAGUCCUCCUCAAUCAGUGGUCGACAUUGACAGUAUUAUAAAAAAAAUAAAAGUGUUUACUAAAAUUGAAGUGUUUGAUUCAUUAUGGAAAUAUUCAUGGAUUAAUAUUAAAGGUACUUAA